GUUCACAUCUCAAUUUUAUAUCUUCAAUUUGCCGAUCAGAUGUAUCAUGGAAUUGGGCUUUAUCUAAUGAGAUUAACCCCCCUCCCUUUUUGAAGCCCUAAUCCUGUUCUCCCGAUUGCGUCAAUGUUUGCGAGACCGUACGUCUAUUCCAUUUGCAAGCGACCCGCAGCGACCAGGCUUGUGAAACAGCCCCGGAGCCAAUACCUGCAUGCCACAUCGCCAUUAAGCCUUCCUCGACGCAAGGACUUCUUCUCCUCUAAUGCGUACCUUGCCCAGAAACAAACAAAGACCGGAGAUGUGAGCGAGGAGCUGGGGGAAGAAUUUCAGAAACAACGGAGAAGGGGAGGUAGAUCGCCGGCAGCGCCGACAUCGUUGCGGAGAGUUGCAGUGGAGGCGCAAAGAUCAAAGGAUGGCUUCCUCUCCAGGGCGAUGCUCAAAGAGCAGGGGCUUUAUCAAACCAAGGUAGUAACGGCUUAUGCUGUGGCCGAACAAUUCAACAUUCGCAAAGUGAGGGAUAUUCUCCAGGAGAAAGGCUAUGAACCAGACCCCUUCGAUACCGGCCUAUACCCUCAGGUAGUUCAUGUUCAAGUCCCCCUGGACUCCAUUCGUCGCGUGAGCAACCCGACUACCUCAGACCUGGGCCCCAACGAAGUCGGCGAUAUCUUUGUUUUCCCCUCGGGUACUGUAGUGGCGUGGUCUCUCCCAGAGGGGUUUACAUCAUUUCUCGCAACCAGGACCCUUCUCGCUGCAGCUGAGCGGCCUCAGCUUGAUAACUUAGAGACGGAAGAUCUCGAGUAUGUGGAGGAUCCGCAACGAGAUAGUAGCAGCAUUAAGGGCGAUACCAUCAUUCUCGGAACCAAACCAAGCAGCAAUAUAACUAGUCCGCAACUUGGUGAACGUCAGUCUGUGGAUACGGUGCUAACCAAAGUGGCAUUUUCAUCCGGGCUGGCUCGGAGUACCAAGUUGGCAGUGUUGGAAACGCUACUGUCGAACUAUUUUGAAUCCACCAGAACGAUACCUACCCUCUUAUCACAAGGUUCACGCCUUCCGUUUACGCGAGACUUCAUCCUUCGAAAGACAGGCCAGCUAUUAAGCGUACGCGCUCAGUUGAAUCUUUAUUCGGAGCUGACGGACUCAUUACCGGACCUCUUCUGGGAUAGUCGACAUGAGCUCGGCCUGGAGGGAUACUACGAACAGGUAGGAAGAGCGUUGGAUGUUGGAAUACGCAUCAAGCUCUUGAACGAAAAGAUGGACUACGCACAGGAGAUAGCAAGCGUCCUCCGGGAGAGGCUGAGCGAGACACAUGGACUCCGGCUCGAAUGGAUCAUCAUCCUUCUCAUCGCGGUUGAAGUUUGCUUCGAAGUUCUGAGAAUGUGGAAAGAGCGAGUCCAGGAGCAGGAGAUACAAAACGGAAAGACUACGGAUGCAGUAAUGUCCUAAGAGUCUAAAAUUAUAUAUAUAUAUAUACUACCCCACCCUAGUCACAUAUGAUACCCCUCUCAUGCUUUCUUCAGAA
Molecule: messenger RNA, 1516 nt
Organism: Aspergillus alliaceus
Lineage: Eukaryota; Fungi; Ascomycota; Eurotiomycetes; Eurotiales; Aspergillaceae
Product: RMD1 family protein
Exons: 2
Coding region: 124-1440 (438 amino acids)
Biological process (GO): positive regulation of mitochondrial translation
Source: RefSeq, a predicted model, not a curated record